Syzygium oleosum is the source of this 969-nucleotide messenger RNA. RefSeq lists its product as uncharacterized. The transcript has 2 exons. The record is from RefSeq and is a predicted model, not a curated record. NCBI's taxonomy places the organism in Eukaryota, Viridiplantae, Streptophyta, Magnoliopsida, Myrtales, Myrtaceae. Bases 1 to 969 code for a protein of 322 amino acids.
AUGGGUAGGCAGACUGAAGAGCGGAAUGCUACUAUCGCUGCUGCUGCUGAGACCGCUGUUGCCGCCGCCAACGGAGCCAAUGGGACUAAUGGAAAUCAUGGGAACAAUGUGAAUGGUGGGAACCCUGGUCAAGGACAGGGGGUUACGCCGACGAGCGGCCACGUCGGUGCCGUCCCAGACCACCACCCUAGCUCGGAGACGCCAUCGGUGCUGCUGCUCGUCGCCGUCCGGUCGCUCGCCCCAGCCCGGGGCCGUCGUCACCGCCCCUCCUCUCCCUUUUCUUCCCCUGUUCACCCGGCCAUUGGUCGUGCCGGAGCCGUGAGCGACCAAAUCCGCCGGGGCGCCGCCCGUUCAGCCUCCGACGCCGCUGCUGCCUUGCUGUCCGCCCAGCUACGGGCCGCUCGCCAUCGCUGGCUUGCCGUUCACGCCCCCACCCAGCUAUUCCUUCUUCCUCCUCUCCUCUUCGUGGGCGCCCGACCAGCAGCUACCGCGGCUCGCUCUUCCGCCGCGCGUCGUCCGCCGUGGCCGCCGUCCAUUUGGCCCGUCGCCGCCGUUGCUGCUGCUGCUCCGGCAAGACCCCCGGUUCCCCCUUCCCCUGUUCUGGCUUACCCCCUGCUCCGCCUCGCCAGUCAUCACUGCGCGCCGCCGUCUUGGCCGCCGCUGCCCUCACCGGCUCGCCACCACCAUCCCGUCCUCCGCCUUGCUCUGUCGCCGGCCCUGCUACUGCCGGCGCCGCUGUGGCCACCGCCGUGCUGCCUCCUGCUCCGGGCAUCUGCCCCUCCCCUGUUUCUUGCCGUCGCUCUUGCUGGCUCUGUUCUUCACUGUCCAGCCAAGCAGCCGUUGGCCCUGCUGUUCCGGCGACGACGCAGCUGCUUCAGCCUCAUCCCCUGCCCGCCAUCCCAGCCGCCGCUUGCCCUGCUGUCCCAGCGACGACGUGGCUGUUUCGGCUUCUUUCUCCGCUGCCCUUGA